This is a messenger RNA of Oncorhynchus kisutch (coho salmon), 1681 nucleotides long. Its product is annotated as syntaxin-12-like. Bases 182 to 991 code for a protein of 269 amino acids. Lineage: Eukaryota; Metazoa; Chordata; Actinopteri; Salmoniformes; Salmonidae. The transcript is spliced from 10 exons. Gene Ontology annotation, molecular function: SNARE binding; SNAP receptor activity. The record is from RefSeq and is a predicted model, not a curated record. Gene Ontology annotation, biological process: intracellular protein transport; vesicle fusion; autophagosome assembly. Gene Ontology annotation, cellular component: endomembrane system; synaptic vesicle membrane; SNARE complex.
CACACUGAAUUACUGUGACCAACAACCAACGUGUGACGUCACAUUAUGGGCUCGGUCUUAGAUGAAAUCUCAUAAUACGGAGACAUAAACGGGAAACGACGCAUUAUACUGCAAUCGCAUUAAAAAGUGUGUCCAACAAUUCAGUCCCCAUUACGGAGUGUGACAGACGCCAGGAGCAAGGAUGUCAUACGGGAGAACAGACAGCUACCACUCGCAGCCACGAGACUUCAGCAACCUCACCCAGACAUGCAGUGUCAACAUCCAGAAAAUCACACAGAAUACUGGGCAGAUCAAAAACAUGCUGUACCAGAUGGGGACGAGGCAAGAGACCCCAGAGCUGCAGGACAGACUCCAACAGGUACAGCACUACACCAACCAGCUGGCCAAAGAGACCAACAGACACCUGAAAGAUCUGGGCUCCCUGCCUCUCCCUCCCUCGGAACAGAGACAGCAGAAGAUCCAGAAGGACCGGCUGAUGAAUGACUUCUCUGCAGCGCUCAACAACUUCCAGGCAGUCCAGCGACGGGCGGCUGAGAAGGAGAGGGAAUCAGUGGCCAGGGCCCGGGCCGGGUCCCGCCUCAUGCAGGAAGAUGAGGGGAACGUCGAUGAACAACUUGUGACAUUUGAAAAAGAUUAUGAUGACUGGAGUCAGAGUCAGACCCAGCAGCUGGAGGAGCCAGGGGUCACAGAGGAGGACCUGGAGGUCAUCAAGGAGAGAGAGACCAACAUCAGGCAGCUAGAGUCUGACAUCAUGGAUGUAAACCAGAUCUUUAAGGACCUGGCAGUGAUGAUCCACGACCAGGGAGAGAUGAUCGACAGCAUUGAGGCUAACGUGGAGAGUGCAGAGGUCCAUGUAGACAGAGGGACCGGACAGCUCCAAAGGGCCGCCUACUACCAGAAGAAGUCCCGUAAGAGGAUGUGUAUGCUGGCCAUGGUGGUGUCUCUGGUGGUCACCGUCCUGGCUAUCAUCAUCUGGCAGGCCAUCAAAUGAGAGGACAGGAAGAGCACCGGGGAAGGAUUUUAAUGGCACAUCGCAAUGACAGCCUAGAAUGGCUUCCAAUGGAGCGUCUGAGUGAGUGACUGUGUGUGCGGGUGUGCGUGCAUGCUUUCAAGCAAGAUAUAGACAGAGGCGUAAGGAAUAGAUUGUAUAAAUUCUCUUCCCCAUCUGUAUAUAUGAUAUACUAACUGAUCUAACACAGCCCUGCACUUACUUCCAUGUCAGCCAUGCAAAUCAUCUCUGUCAUCAUUACAUACAUUACUGUGUUAGAAUAUGUCUUAUCUAAUGCAAUGCUGCACAAGUUUGUAUGUAUAUAAAUGCCAUGGGUACGGUUUGAUAUGGUUUAUUUUCUGCCUCCCUAUUCUCUUCAUGUUGUAAAUGUCUGAUUCUCUUCCAGAUGUCUUAUAGUCUAUAGUACUACCACAAGGACAUGAUGUAGUUGAGAUAAGGAGGAUUCCUUUGAUAGCACACAAACAACAAACAAAAUGAUGAUGAUGAUUAUUAUUAUGCUCACUUUCAUUAAUAAAAUCAACUGUGCAAAGAGUCCUGACUGUGUCAUGCAGGGCUAUGUACUUUCCACAUGAUGGCGCUGUUAUGCCUGUAUUAUGAGGUCAACGGGUAAGGUGUACAAGCAUCAUGUAGUCUACCAUGCUUUUAUUUAGCUAUUAAACAAGUCAAGAUAUA